AUGGUGAAGGAUCCAAAAAUUGAUGAUGGUGAUGGUAAAAUCGAAGAGCAUCUACCAGCCGAUAGCCGCGGUCGUCGGAACUUUGAUCUGCAUCAAGUCUUCCUGUGGCGUAACAUUAAGGCAGAGGCAGGAGGUUGUCAGAUUGAACUUCAUUUUCAUAAAUCUGGUGAUAUUCCGGAGGAAGCACCAUACUCACGACAUCGAGGACUAGCUUCAAUCAACUAUCGGCAGAUUCGAGAAUGGCUCCACGAGUGCAAAAUGAACCAUACUGCUUGUAUUACUUCGUCCAAUAACGCUUGGUAUCCAACAAGACUCUUAGAUCUGGGUCAUGGUCGAACGAUAACGAAACUCAUCGUCACUCAACAUGAGGAGCUGACAGGACCUUACAUGACACUUAGCCAUCGCUGGGGAACCUUUCCAUACGAAAAGCUUACCACACAGUCGGAACACCGUUUCAAGUGCUCCAUCGAUCUUCAGAGUCUACCACGACUAUUUCAACAAGCAAUCGAAGUCGUCCGUCAGCUUCAGGUUCGCUACCUCUGGAUCGACUCACUUUGCAUUAAGCAAGACAAAGAGUGUGGAGACUGGGAUGUAGAGGCUCUGAAGAUGGGUCAGGUAUACGCCAACUCAUACUUGAACUUAUCCGCAUCGUACUCAGCCGAUGCUGAGGAAAUAGACCCAGAGAUAUUUUACCCUGAAUCAUGGGCCCAUGCCCGGCCUUAUAGAGCUACGCUAGAGGGCAUAGGACCACUACAGCGGGACAUGAUCGUAGAUGGAGAUAUUUGGAAGGACGAAGUACUUGACUCGCCUUUGAUGGAACGAGGUUGGGUGUUCCAAGAGCGUCUUUUAGCCCCAAAGGUUCUUCAUUUUGGUAUGCGGCAGCUAGCUUGGGAGUGUAACGGUCUUAGUGCACUUGAAAUGUUCCCUCGCGGCUUGCCAAGAGGACUCGAGGUUCUCUCCAAGCAGCAGGUCUAUCUAUCUACAAUGGUACCAAAGCAAAAUACCACACAAGCCAACUUUCGAGAAUGUUGGCAGCAGCUUAUUGCGCAAUAUUCAGCAUGCAAACUUACCUUCCAUACAGAUAAGUUAGUGGCUUUUGCCGGCAUUGCUAAGAUUAUUGAGGCGAGGCGAGGCGAUAUGUAUAUCGCUGUCAAACACGCGCCCGCGCACCGAGUUGGUCUUGGCUGUCAUUAG
Messenger RNA from Fusarium odoratissimum NRRL 54006, 1194 nucleotides. RefSeq lists its product as uncharacterized. The transcript is spliced from 3 exons. Lineage: Eukaryota; Fungi; Ascomycota; Sordariomycetes; Hypocreales; Nectriaceae. The record is from RefSeq and is a predicted model, not a curated record. The coding region runs from base 1 to 1194 and encodes 397 amino acids.